Molecule: messenger RNA, 14907 nt
Organism: Pan troglodytes (chimpanzee)
Lineage: Eukaryota; Metazoa; Chordata; Mammalia; Primates; Hominidae
Gene: ZNF704
Product: zinc finger protein 704
Exons: 10
Coding region: 339-2102 (587 amino acids)
Biological process (GO): regulation of transcription by RNA polymerase II
Cellular component (GO): nucleus
Molecular function (GO): RNA polymerase II cis-regulatory region sequence-specific DNA binding; DNA-binding transcription factor activity
Source: RefSeq, a predicted model, not a curated record
GGCCGCAUGGAGCGCAGCGCGGCCCGCGGCUCCCGGGCGGCGGCGGCGGCGGAGGCGGCAGCGCGCCGCUCGCUCACACCCACCCCCGCCCGCGGCCGCCGCGCCGCCCCGCCGUAGCCGCCGGCCGCCGGCGUCCCCGCCGGCCGGUCCAGCGAAGGCGGCGCCCGCGCCUCUGCAGCCAGUGGCAGCCGCGGGUCCUGGCCGGCGGCUCCUGCAGCCCCUUGCGGCCGCGAGUCCCCGGCUCUGCGGCCACAGCGGCCACCGGCGGAGGCAGAGGAGGAAGAGGAGGUGACAAACUCUCCGGCCCCGCGCCGCGGCCCGCAACCCCGCGCUCAGGCAUGCAGGCGCGGCGUCUAGCCAAGCGCUCCAGCCUGGGCAGCCGCCGGGGGGGCGCCGCGCUGCAGCCUGCCGGGCCGGCGCCCGCGCCCGCCAAGGAAGCCGCCCUACCCGGGCUCCCGCCCCCUGUCCCGGGCCCGGCCCCGGCGCCCGCCCCGGAGAGCUGGAGGCCGCCGCUGCCGCCGCCGCCGCCGCGCAGCGCCGGGACCGGCCCCCCUCGGGCCACCGGGGCCGCCGCCGCCGCCUCGUCGCCGGUGCUGCUGCUUCUAGGGGAGGAAGACGAGGACGAGGAGGGCGGGAGCAGGCGGCGGAGGGGGCUCGGGCGUGUGGAGGAGAAGCCCCGAGGGGGCGCGGAGGAGGAGGAUGACGACGAGGAAGAGGAGGACGAGGAGGUGGUCGUCGAGGUGGUGGACGGCGACGAAGACGACGAGGACGGCGAGGAGCGUUUCGUGCCCCUCGGACCCGGCCGCGCAGUCCCCAGGGGCCCGGCCCGGGGCGCGUUGAAGGUGGGGAGCAAUAAGCGGGAAAUGACCUUCAUAUUUCAGUCAGAGGACUUAAAACGUGACUGUGGUAAAAAAAUGUCUCAUCAACACGUGUUUUCCUUGGCCAUGGAGGAAGAUGUGAAAACAGCAGACACCAAAAAAGCCAGCCGGAUCCUUGACCAUGAAAAAGAAAACACUCGCUCCAUCUGUCUCCUUGAGCAAAAAAGAAAAGUUGUUUCCUCCAACAUUGAUGUUCCUCCAGCAAGAAAAUCUUCAGAGGAACUAGACAUGGACAAGGUGACAGCAGCAAUGGUACUAACCAGCUUGUCGACUAGCCCUUUGGUUCGAAGUCCUCCCGUGCGGCCGAACGAGAGCCUCAGCGGAUCCUGGAAGGAGGGCGGCUGCGUGCCUUCCAGCACCAGCAGCAGUGGCUACUGGAGCUGGAGCGCCCCCAGCGACCAGUCCAACCCGUCCACGCCGUCGCCGCCGCUCUCGGCUGACAGCUUCAAGCCCUUCCGCAGCCCCGCGCAGCCAGACGACGGCAUCGACGAGGCGGAGGCCAGCAACCUGCUCUUCGACGAGCCCAUUCCCAGGAAAAGAAAGAAUUCCAUGAAGGUGAUGUUCAAAUGCCUCUGGAAAAACUGUGGGAAGGUGCUGAGCACUGCAGCAGGUAUCCAGAAACACAUCCGGACCAUCCAUCUGGGGCGCGUUGGAGACUCUGACUACAGUGAUGGAGAAGAGGACUUUUACUACACUGAGAUCAAGCUCAACACAGACUCAGUGGCAGACGGGCUGAGCAGCCUGGCCCCGGUCUCACCUUCCCAGUCCCUGGCUUCACCUCCUACUUUCCCCAUCCCAGAUUCAAGCCGAACAGAAACUCCUUGUGCCAAAACGGAGACUAAGUUGAUGACGCCCUUGAGCCGCUCAGCUCCCACCACCCUCUACCUCGUGCACACUGACCAUGCUUACCAGGCCACACCCCCUGUGACCAUUCCAGGAUCGGCCAAGUUCACCCCCAAUGGCAGCAGCUUCAGCAUUUCCUGGCAAUCUCCUCCGGUCACUUUCACAGGCAUCCCAGUGUCACCCACACAUCAUCCGGUGGGCACAGGAGAGCAGAGACAGCAUGCGCACACGGUCCUGUCCUCCCCACCCAGAGGCACAGUCAGCUUAAGGAAGCCAAGGGGAGAGGGCAAAAAGUGUCGGAAGGUGUACGGGAUGGAGAACCGAGACAUGUGGUGUACCGCCUGCCGCUGGAAGAAGGCCUGCCAGAGGUUCCUCGACUGAGAGACCCCCAGGCAGAGGGGCUCAGGGCCCUGAGCCGCUCCUGCCCUGGCCUGCCACUGCAGGUGUUGGAAAGAGCUUUUCCUACUGAAUAAAACACAGUUGAAGCCAGGAAAAGCCCUUUCAGGAACCUUGGAGGAAUAACAGCAAAAACACAGAAAAAUUGUUUAAGUCACCACCUAUGACAAAAGAAAGUUGCUCUUACUGAGAACCCAGCCUGGAGCAGCUAUAACUAGUUUUUUUUCCUUCAAAAGAAAAGUCAACUUUUUUUGCUGUAUGUCUAGACUUAAAACUGUGGACUUCUGUAGCAAUUGAACCAACAAAGCCCAUUUUACCUAGAAAGGAGGCAUAUUUUGAUAAGCUUUCUGAAUUAUGCCAUUUCCAAGAUUUUUUUGACACUUAAAAAACAAGCUACAGGUUAUUCAGUAGCGUUUGUACAAAGAUCAAUACUUACUUUUGUUGUGAAUAAUCUUUUCCCUAUUUUCCAUUUGACUUCUUGGAGCAGUAUAUGUCAGGAUGUGUUGCAAGACAGCGCAGCACUCUGGGCAUCUUUUCUAUGGCUUUUUGUUUGUUUUUCUUUUAAGAAUGGCCCCACACUGAACCAUGGUAGAGCUAUUAGUUUGUAGGGGCCCAGAUGGCAUAAACUCGAGAAGGGAUUGUCCACGGAAAUCACCAGCAGACUUCAGCCCGAAGCUGAGUUCAGGAAGUCCAGCUGUCACUGUUGGGAAACAUCUAGGAGUCUUCCUUGGAUCCAUAAGAAGCUCUUCCCCUAAAGGCAGCACAGCUAACUCUACUCUCUACCUGCCACAACUCAGUCAAGAACUGGCACCUGUAGCCAUCUGGACUCCACCACUGACUGAUUUCAGAAGAGGUAGAGAACUCCAAACUGUCCCAGCAGGUUUGCUUUAGACAACAGAGCACAGCCCACAUGGCCCUACCUGUUCAGAAAGUCAUGUUAGAUCAACAAACCACUUCCAUUCUGAGUGCACUUUUAUAGGUUUUAUGCUUUAGCAUGUCCGGGAGAUGAGUUAAUUAACAAUAUAAACAUUAUGUGAGUAAAUGGAAGGUCCAAACUUUAAGUUUUUCUUAUAAAAAUAUUGGAGCUAUUCAUUUAAGAAUUUGCUCAAAAGGGAACAUAACACCAAAAGGAAAAUGCAUGUAGGUAUAGGAAUUUCUCAGUUUAGUAGGGCCAGGGCUUGCACUAUGUUCCAUUUAUUGGGCUUUGUAACUUACUUGCUUGUUUGUUUGGGGGAUAGUGGUGUGGGGAGAGGGGAGUCGUCAAGCCCUAUAAAUAAGCUCAUUCUCUAUCUACCCAACUCUCAAUUGCCCUGCUAAAGAGUUAUUUCUCCUAUACCUAUGCAAAGUAGGAAGAGCACCUUAUAGGAGGCACUGUAUAGGGACAGGGGACAUGGGAUCAGCCAUAGGAAUGUUAAAUGAAAUUGCACAGAGGAAAGUUUAAUAUAUGUCUAGAGAUUAUACAUACACUUUUUUAAGCGUAAAAAGAAGACAUCUAGUAAUGACAGAUAUUCUUUUUAUAUACAAGCAAAAGAAAGUAUAAGGAGGUUCUACAGCGCAACAUCCACAAUCUGUGCAUUCACGUAUUAUGGGACUUUUAUUUUUUAAACUCUCAUAUAAAUUUUUUAAAAUUACUCCUUGGAAGAGAUCCUGGUUUUUUUCUUCAUUUAUUUUUUUCUUUAAAAACAUUUAUUUUAAGAGAAGAGAAAAAGAGCUUCAUCUAAUUUUGCAUCUUGAUUACCAAUCAGUACUAGUCACAGCACCAGCAAUACUGUAUGUUUUAGACUUACAAGGUCAGCCAGGAAAUGGCAUUUUUUUAAACGCAGAAAUGUGUUUGUUUCCUCUACUCUAACACGUCCUUUCUCCUCCUGGUGUCCUGUCACCCCCAUGCAGCACCACUGAUGCGAGAUGAUGCUCUGGCCUGGUCCAGGAAGCCCUGAGCCAUGGGCAGAUUGCCCAGUGGCCUUGGGCGGCCAGAGCUUGUCACCUGUUUAAACAAGUUCACCAUGUGUUUAAAUGACAGGGUACAGUCCUGGACCAGAGGUUUUUCUCUUCAGCAAAGCUCCCUGGCCCUUGAUCGUUGGACUGUUACUAAUAGAAAAAGAUUCAAGUCAUGAAGUAUAAAAUCCAUCCCCCAUCCCAGAACUUUGAAACACAAGGAGGGAGAGAUCUUUGCUAUGGAGCAGUCCUGGAGCAAAACCCCGUGGCUUCCACCCCCAGAUAUAUACCCCAUAAGUAGUGCUGAGCUCCAGCUUAGCUGAGCCAAGCUCAGUCCUUAUCUGGUGUUCAGCCAGUGCACAGGUAUAAGCAGAACUACAGAGCUGAAUGUAGCUUCCCUGGGAUCUCUUCUCCUUUCUAAAGCAUUUUUCACACAGUUCUGUACCUCCUACCCAAGUUGGGGCUGCUUUCUGCCUGCUAGCCCACGGCUCUGUGUACUUUCUUUUCUGGCUUCAGGUGCAGACAGACCCUCAGUACCUUCCUGGACACAGACACAUAUUCCCUGGACCAAGGCGUGGAAUAACUAGUAGACCACCAAGCCACAGGUGGCUGGUCUUGAAGAAAAGGGAUUAUACUCCUUACAGGCCACCCAGAAAGCUAUGAAUUCCAAUAUACACCACUGAUCGUGCAAGUUAGGGGUUUUUUUUUUUUUAAACGUAGCAUUAUUUUGUUAUAUUUUGGAACUAAAUGAAGUGCCAAAUUAACCAGACAUUCGUUUGAUGCCAUCUCUGUGGAACCAAGUUCUCUGUGUGUGUUCGUUUGGCUGGGAGGAGGGGGAGGACUGGGCAGACUGCUCCCACAGCAGUCUGGCAGUGGAACUGGAGCCCUGGCCACCGCAGGGAGCUCAGAGGCCUAUCUGCGCAAAAGGCAUGCAAAACAAUGGAUUCUGGUCCCAAAAUAUUUCUAAGUAAGGCAUGAUGUAGCCUUUUGAUUUUUUUUAAUCCUUUGACACCCCAGCCUUCAGAAAAGGUUUUUCAUCUCUCUCCAAAGAAGUCAUUUCAUAGUGACUGACAGGACAUUCUCCAGAAAGCGACAAAGCAGAGUGGCCAGCAGGCAGUGGUGUUAAGCCUUGGGCCUUCGCAGCAGAUGUAUGCUGCAUUGGUGGGUGGGAGGCAGUGUGACAGCCUGGAGAAAACACACAGGUAGCAAGGGAGUCAGGGGGGAGGUACAAGAGGGCUGUGGACACCUGGCUCUUGCUCAUCUUCUUGGUGCUGAUCAGCUGGUGGUCACCAUCCCUAAGUACCUCCCAGGGAGCUGCCAUUUUCUCCUCUGGGAGCAGUUGCCUAAAGCAAGGAGAGAAUGACCUGAAGGGAAGUACCUCCGGCCAAGAGUGCAGGGCUGCUGUGCCUAGCCUGAGCGGGCCAUCUCUAGCAGAUAAGGACUUCUCUCCACCACACUAGCUGAAAAGUUUUCUCCCUUGGUUGGCAAAAGCCAGUGUCAGGAAAAAAGCUGUAGGUUUCUGACCAAGAAUGUGUGCGCUUAGCUGCAAAGUGCCUGUCAGCAGCUCCAGGCACCAACAAGGUGCCCUUUUAUUAGACAAUUCCUGCCCGAACAUAACCAUAUUGCAGAUGAAAAUUUUCAAUAGAGAAUGACACAAUUCUUGACCUUUCUAAAAACUUUUCAAAGAGAUAGUCACAUGUGUAUAUGUUGCGAAAGAUUUUUGAAACUGAAAUGUCCUCCAUUAAAUCUCAAGAGCACUCAAGUUUUAAGUCUGCUGUUUCUGGUGUCACACUAAGACACACUUUUGAAAGCAGCCCUGGGUUCUGAAUUAGUUGGCACUGCUGAAUCCAUGUUCCCCUUUCAUCAGACUCUAAAGUGCAGCAUUCACUUGCAAAGGUUCAGAGAAAAGUGGCCAGAAUUGUACAUAUAACAGAGAAUACCUUGAGAAUAGUAGCAAAAUACUGUAAAUAAUAUUCAUUUCCUCAGGGAAAAAUAAAGGGCAUGCAAAAAUAGGUCUGGAGACUCCUGAAACUAGGAAGAAUUUUGUUAUCACUAAAGUCUUUUAUAGUCAGAACAAUUUUUUUUUUCAAAUGAACAUGGUAUCAUUUCAAGACAAAUUUAUGUGAACUGGGCAGUACUGACAUUUGUGAGGCAUAGGGGAGUGCCCUGGGAAAACGGUUUGGAGCUGACCUGUAGCCUAAGGCUAACGUUUGAACCACAGGUGCAAUGCCUGGGGGUGGGGGAGGGGGACGGGGUGGGGGUGGUAUUCCUAGACUCAUGUAAGGCUUUUUCUGAAUGUAAUUGUGAAUACAAAGCCUUGCUGGUCCUUUUUAUCAUUACCCAAUGGAUGACUGUUUAUUAGCUAUCAGCAGAAUUCCGUAGGUGAAAGCAAGCCGUGAACGAUGUACAUUUUGCUUUAAUAGCAUGUUAGCGAACAAACUUCCAUGGACUCUUGUGGACAAGGUGCUGCUUUUUCUCAUGACCCUGUAGAAUUGCUAUCGACCACAUCUUCUGUAGCACUGACCUGUGUGAACUCAGGGAAGAAUUUGUGCAUACAAAUGAGUGGAAACAGAGCAGGAUUCAUGAAUAUGAAUGAGAAUGUGAAUCAUUUUGGAGAAUGCCCUGGGCACACGGGUCAACUGGAAAUUUCAUUUCUCUAAGAAAGUAGCCCUACCAGCGGCACGGACUGUCCCUGUUCCUCAUACCUGUGGGGAUUCCUCCAUAUUGGAACUGUUUCAUGUAUCUUUUUUGCAUUGUAACUAGCCAAACCUGAAGUCAGUAAAUAAAAUGAGAUUAGCACUUUUUUUAGGUACCAGUUGUAUCACUGAGUAAUGCACACCAAUAGAGCAAGAAAGUAUAAAAUGUAUUUAAGACCAACUGGUUUGCUUAUUAUGACUGACUUUGAAAAAGCCCAUAUCCAAUGAUAUACAUGCUUUAAAAGGUAUAUCUAUCGUAGGACCAGGAACCAAAAUGGGAAUUUUACUUCUGGUCCUGUUUUGUAAAUAGUUCCUUUUUUUGAAGACAAUCUCAUGUUUUAUAACUUUUGUUGUGGGUCUGAGAAUCACAAUGGUAAUAUGUUUUGGCAAAACGUAACCUUUAAAUACAAAAACAAUUAUAACUUAAUUUUCCAAAUAAAACAAGAAAUAUACUGAUUAGGCUUCUACAGUUCUAAGAGACAUGACACUUUGGUAAUAAGCGUCAGUACUCUACUUCUCAAGUUAACUGGAAAUAUUUUACAAGAUGCAGUGUUUUGUAAUCACAAAGAACGCAGACAUUUUGUGAGAAAUGACCUUGGUUUUAUACAUUGUAGCUUAUUUUUUAAAAUAUAGUAUUUUACCAGACAGGAAGUAUUAAUAUUAUAAGUAAUUCCUGCUCACCAAACAAAGGGCUAUGUCUCUUUUAAGCAAAUGUUUUGAUGCAUAUCUUUUUAAUUAACCCUCUGCAGCAAGGGUAGAAAUACAGAUCAGAUGGAAUGGGUAUUAUAGGAGAAUCAAGAUAGCAACAGCUACUCCUUUUAUCAUUACUAGUGUGUUUUCAAAGUAUGGAAAAAGACGCCUGAAGAGUCAUUUUAUAUAUUUUAAAUCUAAAAUGUGUUAACAGGUAUGCUUAUAGGCCAUGGGAGAAAUAUUCUUAUAAAUUUUUUAGUGUAAAAUGAUAAAUUCUAUGUCACAAAGACAAGUUUACCACUUGACCUACCAGAAUCACAGAUACUUGCAUUUAACUAGCAAGUAUCAUUUGGUGGAAAUUUCUAAAAUCAUAGUAGAUAGACCCAAAGAUAGAAUUCUUAGGUGAUCAGUAGUGUUUAAAAUAAUUUUGUCCUCAGCACUAACUAUAUAACUGUAAUUUCUACAUAAGAACAAGUGCUUCCAAAAUAUAGUGGAGGGAAAAAAUAAAAAAGGAAAAGAAACAAAACAAAAAGAACAAGUGCUUGAUUUUUCACUGUGAAGAACUAGCAGGCACAUGAGGUUGUGAUCAGAAAGCGACUGAGUUCCCAAGACCAGGAAACAGAGGGGAGUUGUGAAGAGUUUAUUAAAACUGUACAAAUAAUUCAGAGCUUUGCCAAAACCAUUUCAUAAUGCCGUACAGUUUUUUCAAGCCCACUCACUGUUAAAACAAGAAAGCAUCUUUUCUUUCUAAGAUUUUAGUAAUCCAAAAGCUAGCCUAAUUAGCCAAGUAUGCAGAUAACAUCAAAAGCAAAGCUGAGAUAGAACAGCCAUACACCCGUUGGGCAGCUCUUAUGAGGUGGUCAGAAGGUCACUCAGACCUUGGUUUCAAAUAGGCUUUAGAAUCUGCACACUUGAGGACUAGAAAUGCACAGAGUUAGGGAAAGCCAUGUACAGGCUUGGCUCCUGGUCUCUGAGAUGAGGCAUCCUGCAAAUCUCUGUUUUCACUCCUUGGAAUGUCUCCAUUGUUAGCAUUAAAGUCCCCAAGAAGUUUUUAUUGCUGUACAGUUUUGAACCAAAUGAGUCUCAUUUCCAAAAGAUUCCUAAUUCUAUAUAGGAGAGGUUGCAAAUGUCCGUGCCUCAGAAGGACCAGGCAAGUUCUGUAAAUGAUUGAUAUGGAUAAGGCAAAGAGGAACACAAGAAUGGUGGAGACCAGGUUGAACUGCAGAACACAUGCCCUCUUUGAAGGGGUGCCCACACUCAGCUCUAGACAAUCAGAACCAUGCAGAAAUCAGGCCCAGGGCUGCUAGAUCUUCUGACGUGGAAGUAUGAUAUUACCUGACACGUAAGUGUUGACAACUAACUCAAACUCUUGGCCAACACUGUGCAGACCAAAGAGAAGCUAUACACAGACAGGUGCAGCCUGCAGCCCCCAGUUUCAACUAUUGGGAAAAGUGGAUUUCACAUUCCACAGUUGUCAGGUCAGGUUCAUCCAUCAGCCCCACAAACUCGCAUGUCGGCACUAUCUGGGCAACUAAAAUAAAAGAGGGGAAAGAGAUCAUUUCUCCCCAGAUAUCAUUCUCAUGGCAGACUUGAAUAUAGAUACGCUGAGUUAUCCAGCUCUCUCACUCUGCCUCCUUUUGGCAUGCCCAGGCUGUGCCCCGUAAAGUGUUGAAUCACUGUUAUCCUAAUUUUCUUAGUGUUUUCUACCGUGGCCACUGUGAUGAGGGGCUGGCAAAGAGCAGCCUCGUGCCUUCCGAGAAGGCUGCCAGGAGCCUCUGAAGCUUGAAGCGAGCACACAUUGCCUCCUUGUGCCAAAGCCCUUGGCCAGCCUCCCCACACUCCUUCCCUCUCCAUCCGGCCUCAUGAGUCUUCGUUACCAAGUAAAAUUACCACUGCUUCACCUCUGAUACAGCAGAAGCCUUGCUUCAGAACUGGUAGGCAUUUAGGUUAUUUCAGAGUGUCCACUAACCUCAAAAGGAGGUUUUUCCACAUACAAAACCCUAGCAUCUUUGAGGGGAAAGCAAAAUGAGAAUAAAUUAUGUCAUGAAAAAAAUUAGAAGUUGCUUCCUUCAUUUAGAGGGACUAAGUUAUUUUAAACUCUAUCUUACAUCAGAGUCCUGAUGGUGUUGGGAUAGUCACUGACCCUUUCAACGUAUGUAAUAAGAUACGUCUCGUUCACACACACUAUUUCAUUUGAUCUUUGUAAGAACCCAGUGUAGAAUAGGAAUAUUUAAAAUCAACAUUACCCACCUCCAAGGCCAACCCAGAGUAGUCUUGAACCUGAGUCAGCCUCAGUAUUGCUUGCAAGGAAGAGGGAAGGGGCUCAUUAAAGGCCUGGCUCAAACCUUAGUCUUCCAGACUGACUAGGGACGUAAGAAGACCCAGGGACCCACCAUGUUCUCAAACCAUCUUUUCAGUCCAGGCCUUUCAGCAUAGACAUAAAGAGCCCACCCGUUACUCAGUCAUGUUGCCAAGUGCAAACUGAUUUAUCCCCAGAUGAAUCCCUUUACUGUAGCAGAUCCCUAAUCCCUAAAUUUCAGCCAAUUUGGUAGUUAAUUAUAGGAGCUUAUUAGCUAAAUGUAUGUUCUGAGUAAAAGUUUUGACUCUUUGGGGAAAAUUUAUUUUGCUGCUAGCAUACAACAUUUGCUAUGUAUAUAAACUUAAGUCAAUGCCAGAAAUUUUAAAACCAGCUCAAAUUUAUAAUCUGUAAUGAUCAAAUCAAAACAUACUGUAAACUCAGAGUUGGAAACGCCUGGUAAUAUGGUUAAGUCAUGUUUAAAUAUGAAUGCAAUUUAAAUGACAUUGGCAAUGCCUGAGAUUUCUUUCAUCGUGAAUGAUUAAAAGGCAGUCCAAUAUAUGAAUGGAUUUCAUCUUACCUUUCUCCCGUUAAUUUACUAGGUGUAACAUCUUGAGUUUAGAGUAAAGUGAUUCACAGGCAGUUGGGUUGUGGAGCUAGAAGGAGCCUCAAAAAAAACUUUUUGGCCAGACUCCUACAUCAUGAACAGGGUUUUUGAUGAAUAAUAUUUAUUAUUAUGUUUCUAAAGUAAUACAGUGUUGGAGAAUGAAACAGUUUAGUCCUUUCCUCUUCUGAUGGAAAAGAAUCAUAGCGCCGUUGCCAUGACAAUAACAGGAUGUAGAAAGACCCAUGAAGAAAGAAAGAAGAAAGCUAUGGUUCCGAAAGCAGGUAACCACAGAUUUUGAAAGAAGGCAGAGAUGGUGAUUAAACUGUAGUCCUUGUUUUUUAAAAUGUUCUUUCAUGUUAGGCACCACCACAUAGUUAAUAACUACCAACUUCUAAAGAGAAGAUCCCCUUGAUUUAUUUAUAUCAUGAAAAUACUAAAAAUCAGUUCUCAAGUCUAAUUAACUAUUACAUUAUCUUGCUAGGUCCUUUUCCCUAAAUUUUUAAUUCAGAAAAUUAACCAGAGUUGGCCAGAUGCAGUGGUUCACGCCUAUAAUCCCAGCACUUUGGGAGUCCAAGGCAGAUGGAUCACUUGAGGUCAGUAGUUCAAGACCAGCCUGGCCAACAGAGGAAGAAAGAGUGAAAACAAAAGAAGAAAGAGGGAAACCCUCUCUUUACUAAAAAUACAAAAAUUAGUCGGGCGUGGUGGCGCACACCUGUAAUUCCAGCUACUUGAGAGGCUGAGGCAGGAGAAUCCCUUGAAACUGCAGGCAGAGGUUGCAGUGAGCCAAGAUUUCACUGCUGCACCUGGGGUGAGACUACCAUUAAGGAAGGAAAUUUCCUUUAAACAGAAAAAAACAAAGGUGCUCAUCUAUUUCUUCUGAAUUCUCUCUACAUCCUUGACUUAAGAGGAAAACCAGCACUCAAGAAACAGCUUUAAAAGAGAACAGUCCCCAUUCUAGCUACCAGUCUUGCUUUCCCCCAUCUUGGCAAGCCCCAGUGAAUUUGCCAUUGAAAGAUUACCCUCCCCUUUGCCCUCAUCUGCCUGAGCUAGAGGCCAGGCUGUUGUUAAUGUUUUUUCAGUUCCAAAGCCCCUGAUGGGACAUUCUUGUUUCUGUGCUACUGCUUUCUCUCUCUUAAAUUAAGGUGCAAGGGGAUAAAUAUUACUAUGACUGGGAUGUAAGGCUCAGUCAGUGUGGCUAUUCCCUCCCUUCGGGGGAAAUAUUCCAUCUGUCUGAACGGUUUUAGGUGAUCAUGAGGAGAGCGGCUCAGUCACACAGCCAGCCACGCUCAUCACAAAAGAUUUGUUCAGACUCACUGUAAAGAAUGACAAGGCAGAUAGCUAAUCCUUUCACUGUGCCUCAAAGCCCGCCGUGCAAGUCACCAACCCUACCGGUCCUUUCCACGUGCGAGGCUAAUAGAGUGAUCAGAACCAGGAAUGUGAGCUGGGUUCCACCUUAGGAGGGGACAAUGAGGACAGAGCAAGAGGGCUCCAUGUUUAAUUACUCCAGGCUCUGACUUCUGCCCACAAUUACAGAGCAUGAAAGCAGAAUUGGCCUUUAGUAAGUGAAAAGGAAGUGGCUCCUGCAGCAUAUAAUUGUUAUAAUUUCGUAUUUAUGGAAAGAGAAAAGGACUUCAGUCCACUCAUGUUGUUAAGCACUUGUCCCUCACUCCACUGGAGCCCCCUUCCUAUGUUUUGGGCACAGAUGGCUGGGACCGAGAGGAAAGAGGAAGAGCGUCUGCCAGAGUGUGAAUAUACCCCUCAGGGAUAUACAGCGGAGUUUCAUGAUAAACUACCCAUACUUUCCCAAAAAAGGUUGAGGAGCAAUGCAUAACUUUGCAGAUUACAAACCCUUGUUUUACUUUUUAAACCUUUUUUCCAUACUCUGCUUAUUGGAAAUCGAUGGCUGUGAUGUGACCAACACCUGUGAUGAUAGCAAAGCCCCUCCUUUCACAGUCUCCUGACUGUUCGGGGAGCCUCCUUGGUCAUUGGUAGAAAGCUUUAGAAAAGACUUAGCUUUUUAGGGAAGAACUAAAAAAUCCCCAAAACAUACUAGUCCCAUGACUUCAAUAACUGAAAAUGUCCUGGGUGUAAACUAACCCAGGAAUGUGGAUCAUACAUGUUUUUUUAAAAAAAAUCCCUGAAUCAAUAUUUUCCUACAACACACCCUAAAAUUCCUAUUUUUGUAAUUAAUGGUUGGACAGUGAUCAGCCAUUUAAACAUAGGCUUUCUGGAAUAACCAGACACUAGAAUAGUUUCCAAAGUGUUUUGCGUAUCAAAAUCCUAUAUACUUAGAAGAAGAACUCAGGAUAAGAAAAAAUCGCUAGGUCCCAAAGGGUUCAUGACUAUCAUCAGAUGCAACUGCGAGUGGCCUACGGUCAUUUUUUCAAAUGAGAAGACUGGAGAGAGAGAACAACAGUAAUCACAAAACCUCUGUUGCCCUUAGUCCAUGACAAUGUUUAAGGAAACUUUAAAAAAUUAAGCCAUCUUCUGAAUUGUUUUCUACACCAAAUCUAAAAUAUUAAAAUGAAAUUAUUAAAUAUUUUAAAAUGGGGUAUUUAGUGGAAAUGCAAUCAGUAGAAAACAUUGCUUUUUAGUGCCUGCUAAACAAGUAAAGGAGAAAGAAUGAAGAGAAAACAGCAGUCCUUCCUGUGUGACACUCGUGUGGAAAUGACAGGCAUUCACAUGUCAUUGAGUGCUAACUCAAAAGCUAGGUGGCAAUGCUGUCCAAUGUUUAGAGAUCUUUUGAAGUAUAAUUUUACCACCAUUCAGAGGUAAGUACUUGCUUAACAGAAGUCUUUAAUGUUAGUGAAUGAAUGUAUAAAAUUAUAAACUAUGCAUUUUCAAAGAGUAGCAUGUAUUUUGUAUCGAAUCCAAGUAAAUUUUUUUCAUAGCUACCUACCACAACUGCAAAUUAUUCAAAAUAAACUUGGAUACAUAUCCUUAUGGGGAUAUGGGAAGCCCAUCUAUAUUCUCCUACUUGAUGUUUUUAAAGAUUGAAACUUUAUUCUGAAACAUCAGGCUCUAAAAAAUUCCAUCAUUAAGAUGAAUAAAUGGGAAAUGGUUUAUUUGUUACUUCGUAAGCAUAAAUGGGAAAUGUUGGCUGUUAGAAAAUGUGCCCAGUUCCUUAAAGGUGGAUGUUCUAGUAACACUGGAUUAACAAGCAAACAAAACUGCAUGAAGUGAACGAAUAUUUCAUUGGAUAAAGUUAGCAUAGGUUUUAUCUGCUGGGUUUAAUUCUCAAUCCCAGAAAAAAAUAUUAUUCAAGGGGUAUCAGUUAUAGUUUCAAAGAACAAAAUAUGAAAAUAUUGUCCAGCAAAGCAAAUCAUCUUUUUUCAAAAUUACUUAUAUUUUGGAAAGUCUAUAUAGAAUAUCCACAAAUAAUUUCUUCAGCCCUCUUGUUGAUUUCAUAUUUUCAUGAAACUUUUUCCCCUAAUAAUUUGUCUUCGCUCUUUAAUCAGUGCUUUACUACAUUACUCAGCCUGAAAAAAUAUCUUUUCCUUCAUCUGACAAUGUGGAAAUAAAGAACUCCAUUUCUGUCAUUCUGGUUCUCUUCAGUGUCCAUUGAGAAAGUUUCUCAACUGUUUGUAAAAUACGGGGGGAAAAAAAAACACGCAUUUCUAAACCUGGUACUUAAGGUUAUACUGGAUUGUUUGCUACCUAAUUAGAAGUUAUUGGGGAAGGGGCAUUGUGUCUUUUUAUAUGAUUUUUAGCCAAAUCCAGAUGUUCUGAUACACAUUUCUGAAUACCUAUCUGACUGUAAAUACAGCCUGUGGAGGUUCAGGUUGAUAAACCUUUCACCUGAGUGCUCCGCAGCCAUGCUCCUUGCCAGCUUCUGGCACAUUGUACAUAGAUUUGUUGAAUGUUUAAAUGAUGUUGUUUUUCUAAAUGCUGUUGUCUAAAACAAUUUUUUGAAUUUCUUUUGCUUUCCAUUGUUUUGGACUUUGUGUAUUCGUUUUUAAAAAAAAAAAAAUGUUUCCUAAAUAUUUAACACCAGGAAAAAUAUUUUUAAAUAAACUGGUGCUAAUUGAAACAGAAGGAAAUUUUCAGAUCGAAGAUGUACAAUGUUAAAUGUUCAUACCAGUUAAACUGCACUUUCCCAAGGGGACAGCUGGCAUCUACUUGAAAUGGGCAUCAAGAGACCACCAAAUGUUUACAGUUUCUGUGGCCCGUUUAAGUGUAAAAUGCAGAAGUGGCUCUGUCCCCCCAGAGUUAAGGAUUUGCUACACUGGUCCUCUGGAAGCAUUUAAGUAGAAGAAAAGGCUUAUAGUCAGAAUCACUUUAGUAAUCGUCUUCUGGUCCUUGGACUUUUCUGUUCUGUAAUGCUUGUAACAAUGAAUAUGGUGUUGCCAAUCUAGUCUGAUAUCAUUGUUGACCUGUACUUACUUUGUGGAUGGUUCUACCUGGGGUUGCACUGGCACAAACAGAGCCAGAACACUGGACUUUCAAAAGACCAUUUUGACUUCUACAGUGUCCACACACAUGAAUUUAAAUGCACUUGUAACUGGUUAAUUACCAUGAAGUAAGUCUAACUUCCACUUAAUAAAAGUUUUUGUGUAUCUGCUUCUA